AAAAGAGGCAACGUUUGAAACUGGGAUUAAUUUGCACACACAUAAACUGUGGGAGGAGCUUUUACACUCAUGACAUCAUUUGUUAAUGUUGAGAAACAGAUUUACUGUAUUCCCCCUGCAAGCCUGUCAGACUAUAUACAACUUAGCUACACGAAGGAGAAAACAGCUGACAUCACCACCAUGUCUCAACCGCAAGAAGAAGUGCAGCGUCCUGCGGUCAGCCGGGAGGAGCUGGCUGAGACAAAGAAUAGACUCGGUGAGGGUGGACCAGCAAAGAGCAAAACAUUUGAAGUCAUGGAAGAGUGUGAGAGAAUGGGUAAAACCGCCCCAUCCGUGUUCAGUGGCGUGAGGUCAGGAGGAGAGACGGCUUUGAACACGCGCUCAGCUCGACCCGCCGGGAAGUAAACAAUCACCACCUUUACAUUUGUGGCUCAUUGUUUGGCAAGUUUUUUUUUUUUUUUUGUUUAAAAACACACUUCAUACAUUGACUGUGAGAUCAUCAUAAGAUACAUUUGCACCAUCUAAUCAGAGUUAAAAAGAGCUGUAUUAAAGAUAAUGUUCAGAUA
Messenger RNA from Hippocampus comes (tiger tail seahorse), 566 nucleotides. RefSeq names its product musculoskeletal, embryonic nuclear protein 1a (gene mustn1a). Gene Ontology annotation, biological process: chondrocyte differentiation; chondrocyte proliferation; tissue regeneration. The coding region runs from base 70 to 405 and encodes 111 amino acids. The transcript has 3 exons. Lineage: Eukaryota; Metazoa; Chordata; Actinopteri; Syngnathiformes; Syngnathidae. The record is from RefSeq and is a predicted model, not a curated record. Gene Ontology annotation, cellular component: nucleus.